Closterium sp. Naga37s-1 is the source of this 7881-nucleotide messenger RNA. The record is from the annotation of a GenBank genome assembly. Lineage: Eukaryota; Viridiplantae; Streptophyta; Zygnematophyceae; Desmidiales; Closteriaceae.
AUGUUCAGCUGUCUCCUUCAAUAUUUCGCGGACGAGGAUAGGAAACGCCACGUGGCACGGUCCGGCCAGCAGCCGCAGCAGGUCACACAGGGCGAAAAUGGAAAACACCCACCUCCUGGUGUCACAACCACUGAGGAACCCACUGAUGCGGAAGCAACAGCAGGUAAGCGAAAAAAGAGGAGCAAGAAGAUUGCUGGUAACACGGUUACCACCGACGGGGAUAACACUCCCGCGGAAGGAUUGGCGGGGGAGCAAGCCUUCCGCCUCCACUCGGAUUCCACUGACAUGUGGGGGGAAUGGGGCUCCCAGGCGCGCCUACACGCACUGCGCGCCGUUUUCGAGUUCGCGCAGCUGUCCCUCCUCCGAUCCAUCCGCCCCGGACCUGCUGGCGCUGGCUCGGGCUCCAAACGAGCCAGGCCUGGCUCGGGAGUGCCAAGCUCGGCAGAGAAGCCUGACGGGGAGAAGGCGGGGAAGAGGCGGAAGAAUCAGGGAAGAGAAAAAGCGGAGGGGGAAGGGAUAGAGGGAGGGGGAGGGGAAGGCGACGGGGAAGGAAAAGGGGAAGCGGGAAAGGGGAAGGAAGAAGAUUCGCUUCCUGCCUACCUGGAUACACGUUAUUGGUUCGUUCUGUCCGCGUCGCUUUCCCUGCUGCAGCACCACCCUGGUUGGCUGGUCGUCUCGUCGAACCUCUUCCAGCCAAUCACAGCGCUGCUCUCUGCACUAGCCCAAGACAACCAAGAAAAUGCCCUUCACAGAAUUCUUACUGGAUCAGUACCAGCAGCAUCAACACCGGCAGCAGCAGCAGCAGCAGCAGCAGCAGCGGCAGCAGUGGAGGUGCCACCUAUAGAACGGAGCCUACACGCCCUGCUCACUGUUCUCUUGAUGCCGAGCCUGGCACGCAGGCUCGGCGCCUCGGAUAUGAAAGCCCUGGGAGCGCCAGGCAUGGGGUUCAAAGCGUCAAGCCCAGUGGCGUUCCAUCCGAGCCUGGAGCACUGGGUCGGUCUGGUCCGAGCCUCCCUGCAGCUCCUUCAGAGCCCGCUGAGUCUCGGAAAGAAUAGCGAGUCAGCGGGAAAAGGACCAUCAGGAUCAACAUCAGCCGCAGCAGCAGCAGGAGCAGCAGCAGCAGCAGCGGAUGUGUGGGGAAGGGUGUGCGGCGUGUGUCUGCAUGGGUUCGGUGUGUUCGCAUCGACCCACCCACAGGGCAAGAAAGUGUUUCUCGCUGUGCUCUCGCGCCUGCUGCCACUCCUGCUGCACCUCAGGACGCACCUCGUUGAAGGGCAGGGCCGACUGGGGAAGGGAGGUGGAGAGCUCGGGGAGGAAACGGUGGGUUUUGUCUUAUCUGCAAUGGAUGUGAUUGUGAAGGAGGCGUUGUUUGGACGCGUGCAUGCAGAGGGGUAUGUGACCCAGUGCGCUGGUGUGGCCGCUGCUUUGGCUGCUGGUGUGGGUGGUGGUAAGGUUGGGGGAAUGGGUGGGCAGAGAACAGGCAACAGAGGAACACCUGUGAAAUCACCUGGGGAGUCAAGACAUGGAAGCAAGGCAGGGAUAGUUGGAGGGGCGACGGAGGGUGAGGGUGAGGGUGAGGGAGAUGGAGGUAUGGAAGGGUUGGGGGAAGAGGGCAGGUUCGGCAGCUACCACCGGCAGUUCCUGGCGUUUCUCGAGGCUGGGAUCAGGUCCGGGAACGUGCCGAUCCUGCACAGCCUCGGGUGGAUGUUUGGCAUUUACUCUCAGAGUGUGGUGGAGAUUGCACGAGAGAGAGUGGGCGAGGUGGGAGGGAGGGGGAAGAGGAGAAAAGCAGCAGGGCAGGGGGGAAAAGGAGGGGUGAGUGGGGAGGGGGAAGGAGGGGAGGGAGCAGGAGAGGAGAAGGCAGGGGAAGGGGGUGUGGGGGGAGGCAGAGGAGGAGGAGGAGGAGGAGGAGGAGGAGGAGGAGGAGGAGGAGGAGGGCAGGGAGGAGGUAUGGGAGGAGUAUUGGGGGCAGAUGAUCCGGAAGUGUCUCAGCUGUUGCAGUCGCGGUUCAAUCUGUUUGCGCACCUGCUAGGACCGCUGACAGGUGAGCUGCGAGGCAAAGUGGUGGUUCUCCCACAUGGGGGCGCGCAGCAUCAACAGCAGCAGGGCAAAGCAGGCAGAUAUGUGAAGCAGUCAACAGGCAGCGGUGCUGCAGAGCCUGCCAGCCUGGCAGCCCUGCUACGUGGCACAAGGGCACUGGUGGACACAGCAAUAGAGGAGGGCAUUUAUGACGGGCUGUCAGACGUGAGUGACAGCAGCACCACCAUCAGCAGCCGUGGUGGACGAAGCAGGGGAAGGACGGGAGGAGCAGAAGCAGGAGGAGGAGGGCCGACGAGACUGGGUCUGCUGUUGCACCUGGCUGGGCUGGCCGGGGAGGUUGGCAGUGCGUGGCGCAUGUGGGAGGCCGUACGGAACCCUGAAAUAGGUGCUAGUGCUUCUGCUGCUGCCGGUGCUAGCGGUGAUGGUGAUGUGAGGCAGGAGGGGGGCGGAGCAGGAGCUCAGGUUUGGGCCGAGCUUCUCCAGCUGCUUUGGGGGCUGGUUCGGCUGGAGCCCAGGGUGGUGGUGCUCGUGGACGGCCUGCAUGACGCCACGUGGCAGCUUGUGAUUGGGGCAUGCACUGCGUGUGAGCAGGCGCGGCUAGAAAAAAAUGAUACGGGAGGUGGUAACCAGCUGAUGUCUCAGCAGUGGGCGGCAGGGUGGGCGGCAGGGUGGGCGGCAGAGUGGGCGGCAGUGUGGGCGGCGGCUGUCAAGAUUGCCAGCCAGCUGGUGGUGACGUGGAAAGAUAUGAGACAGCUAGUGGUAGUUAUUCGAGCCAUCCUCACUUCUACGCUCACUUCCAGACAAGAUAUGGACGCUGUUCCUUCUGCCCCGCCGCCCCGUGUAGCAUCAGAAUCAGCUUCUGUAUCAGCAGCAGCAGCAGCAUCGCCAGCAGCAGUGGCAGCAGCUGUGGCGCUCCUCUCUUCGCCGGACCUACUCUCCGUGGUCCGGGAGGCUGCUUCUUCGGUCCCUCCAGGCCAGGUGCCGAGCCUGCUGCUCAGCUUCGGGGAGCAGCAGGUCAGGCUGGUGGUUGGUUGGGAGGGGGAUGCAGAGGGAGGGAGAAAUGAGGAGGAGUGGAGCGGAGGGGGGCAGGGGGAGAGUCUGAAGGGGAGGAAGGGAAUGGAGGGGAAGGCUGGUCAGGUGGUUUCUCAGGUGGAAACUCAGAUGCAGGCAGCACAGGAUAGGCUCACCUGGGCGGCUGCCAGCUUCGUUGCUACAGUGCUCCGCAGCCUGCCUGUUGCGCUGGGAACCGCCAUCCAGGUGGACGGCAACGUCUGUCUUCUAGUGCAGUCCCUUGGGCGGUCUGCGGUCGGCAAGUGGGUGGCUGCUGUGGUGGCAAGCACGGGAGAGAGGGGGAAGGGUGGAGAGGGAAUGGGAGGGGAAGAGGGAAUUGGAAAGAAGGGGGGAGAUGCGAAGGUGAGAAGAGGAAUCAGCAGCAAGCUGAGCGAUGGGAAGGACCAUUCUUCUGAUCUUGCUCUUACUCUUGUUCGCCGCACGGCGGCGAGCGUUGGGGCAGGCCUUGAAAUGUUUCUGGCUGCCCAUGAGCUGCACCUGAGAUGUCUGUACAAUGCACCUCCCUCAGAAGAGUCCAAAAUGGGCCACCGCUUCAGCCUCUCCUUCCACCUCCCCCUCGACCCUGCUGUCAGUGGCCCAGGCUCGGCAGGAACUGGCUCGGAAACAUUAGGUUCGGCAGGGACAGGUCCGGGAGGGGAGAGUGCUGGAGGGGCUGCUUCGGAGCAGCCUGCUUCCAGAUGGCGGUUUGUGAUUGGCUGGCUGAACCGAGUGAUGAAUGGACAGGCAGAGGAGAAACAAGAGCAGCAGCAGCAGGAGGAGGAGGAUGAGCAAGGGGCGGAAAGCAGUCAGCUGCUUCGGCUGCGCUUCCUGACUCUCUCUGCUGCCACCACUGCCCUCUCCUCCCUCUCCCCGGUGCUGCCUCUGGGUGCAAGCUAUGCGGGUGGUAAGAGGGGUGAACUGGGGGGGGAGACGGAGGCAGCAGCUGAGGCAGGGAAGGGGAGGAAGAAGGGGAAGAGGGGAGGGGCAGAGGGAGUGCGGGGUAUGGGGGAGGGUGGAGCGGUGGAGAGUGGUGUUGGUGCGCUGGCUGCUGCUGUGGCCCAUGAGCUGUCGUUCGGGUGUGUUGGGGCGGGAGAGGGGCGGAGCCGGUGGGUGGUGAUGGGGAGAGAAACAGGCGGGGAAGGGGAAGCAGGUGCGGGAAGAAAGGGAGAACACAGGAGCAGGGAGAGGAGGCAGUGGGACGGCAGCGUGGCCAGCAUCUCUAACAAUGGGUGUCUCAACGCGGCUUUCCUCUCCCUUGCUGCGUCCUCCGCCCUCCCCCUCUGGCUCCCCGCUGCCCCUCGCCCUGCCGUGAGGGAGUUUGUGCUGCUGCUGCUCGCCCUGGCCGCUAGGGAGGUGCUUGGGAGUGGUGGUGGCACGGGAGGUGCUACAGAGGUGGCUGGGGGCGCCGGAGGGAGGGCUGUGGCGGCUCUGGCGGUGCUACGGAAUCCUGUCUUCUACGAGAUUGAGGUGAGUUGCGUCUGUUUGGCUGGUUGGGUCCCGUCCGGCUCUCUUGCUGCCUCCUCCGCUCUCCCCUCUGGUGGUGCUGGAGGGAGGGCUCUGGCUGCUGUGGCGGCGCUACGGAAUGCCGUGUUCUGCGAGAUUGAGCUGCUACAGGCCGUCCCCCCUGACUGCUGGACAGCUGCAGAUGCGCUGCGAUUGGUCGAAUGCCUUGCUGGCUUGGAACGGUGCUUCAUGGCGCCUCUGCUGCUCCCUCCUCCCUCUCGUUACAGUCACAUUCACACUUUAUCGAACCACCAACAGCAGCAGCAGCAGCAGCACUCGUUUUCCUCUUCCUCCUCUCUUCUCAUGAACUGCUCCCUUGCCUGCAGAAUAGCCCUCCUUCGUUUUCUCUCCCUCCACCAAUCCCUCUCCCAACCCACUUGUUCCGAACCAAGUUGUCCCGAGCCAGGGUCUGGUCCAGUGCCGAAGCUGCUGCCGUGGCUGGUGGUAGGCUCGGUGGGAGCAGGUGUUGUGAACCGAAGGAAGCAGCAGGAGGGACGAAAAAGGGAGGACAUGGCAAGGUAUGGGGGGGCAUUGGGGGAUGGGGACGUAUUGGGGGUUGAGGAAGCAUGGGAGGCGAUGGUGGCAGCGAGUGGAGCAGCAGUGGGCAUGGCUGUGCAUGCAGUCAUGAUGGAUGGUGGUACGGAGGGGAGCAAGGAGAGCGGCGAGGGGAAGGAUAUCGGCACUGCCAUUGCCUGUCUCUCUCGCUCCCAUCCCGAAACCGCCACUGCUCUCAUUUCCUUUGUUGAAAUCCUCGCCUCCCUCCCCCACUGCAAGACCACUCUCACCUCCGAUGCUGCAUCAGCUGUUCCAGCUGUAGCAGCAGCAGCAUCUAUAGCACUGGCUCCAGCUGCGACAUCUGCAGCGGCUGUAGCGGCGGCUGUGUGCUCGGGAGCCCUGUGGGAGAUGGCAGCUGUAGCGGAUGGAUUGAGCCACGCUGGCGAUGGGUCAGCAGGACCGGCUGUAGCGCGUGCUACACUGGAUAUGGAUACUGCUGUUGGUGAGGUGGGGAGUGGCAAGGAGGAGGGGAGUGAAGGGCCAUUGCUGUCACGAUGGGGCGGUCGCAUUCCUGCCACGUGGAGUGCUCUGAUUGGCUGCCUCGAGCCUGCUGUUGAAGGGGCGUUGAGGGGGAUGCUGGGGGAGAGUGAGAAGGGGAGAGAGGAGGGAAGAGAGGAGGGGAGAGGGAAAGGAGAGGAACAGGAGGUGGGAGGAGAAGAGGUGGACGGUGGUUUGGAUUGGUUGUCACUGCAUGAACUAGGGUUCGAUGUGGCAAGGGAUGGUGGUUUGGUUGAUGUGCAUGGUGGUGCUGUUGCUGGUGAUGGCGAUGGGAUUGGUGAUGUGGAGGGGAAAGGUGGGGAUGGGGUGGAGGAAGAUGAGGAGGUGAUAGAGAAAGAGGAGAGUGAGGAAGAGGACGAUGAUGGUGAGGAGAGUGAGAGUGAGGAAGAGGAGAGUGAGGAGGGUGAGAAGGAGAGUGAGGAGGGUGAGAAGGAGAGUGAGGAGGAGAGUGAGGAGAGUGAGGAGAGUGAGGAGGAGAGUGAGGAAAGUGAGGAGGGUGUAGAGGAGAGUGAGAAGGAGAGUGAGGAGGAGAGAGGGGAUGAAAUGGAAGUGGAUGGAGACACGAAUGCCAGCUAUCGGGGGAAGAAGCCACGCCCCCCUCCACCUUCCAAGAUAGAGAGAGGAGCAGGAGGAAGAGCAGGAGGAAGAUACACGCAGGUGGCAGGCACGCGCAUGCUGCGCUGCGUCUCCCCCCACCCUCCUGCCUCCGCGUUCCGGCGAAUCGUGCGCGUCCACCUGGCGCUCCUCUCCGCCCUCUCGUUACAGUCCCAGUCGUUGUUAUCACUCUCAGCAGGAUCAGCAGGAGCAGCAGCAGGAGCAGCAGCAGGAUCAGCAGCAGGAGCAGCAGCAGGAUCAGCAGCAGAAGUAGAAGCAGCAAGGCAAGUGGUAGCGUCGCUGCUGCAAGCCACAUAUGCAGCAUUGAAGCAGUUUGUGCAGUGGGCGUCGCACGGGUGGGUAGCAGUUGUCUUUCGCACCUGCAGGAAUGAGCUCGCGUUGCAGCUGGAGGGGGGCAGUGGAGGCGGGUGGGGAGGGCUGGGUGAAGGGGAAAGGGGAGGCGAGAGGGGAGAGGAGAGAAGAGAAGCAAGGCUGCAUGCUAUGGGUGGGGGCAGCAGGCAAAGCGCGCAUAUCAAGGGGAGUGAACAUGAGGCUCCAGCAGAAAAGGGCGUUCCAGCAGAAGGGGAGUUUGGCAGCUCAGCAGGACUGGAGAACGGUCCAAUAGGUCUCUACCCAUCCUCCGUCUCCUCUGCCUUUCACGUCCCAUCCAUACCCGCACUCACUCCCUCACUCUUUCCUUGGCUCUCUCCCUCACAUGUUCCCUCGAUUUCUCCCGCCAGUUUUUUCACCAUCUGCCAUCACAGCCUGUCAGCUCUCACGACUCUCGCUGCUCGAAGCGCAAUUUUCCCUUUCCGGGCAGGCCACGUCAGCCUGGGCCUCGCCUGCCCGAACCUCAUUCUGCCCGCCAUCUCAGCUUCUCCUGAUUCGUCUGUUGGCAUGGGCCUGGGUGAACGGGCGGGGUUGUUUGUUGGUUUCUGCCAGCUUCUUUGUGCAAUCAUUCGUCAAAGGAGCCGCUAUGUGCGAUACAGCAUGGCACUCCUCGUACAGUCUCUCCGCUGUAUGAUCAACCUCCUCUCGCCCUCCUCCCCCUUCUUCUCCUCAUCCUCCACCGUCGCCUCCUCCUCGCAUCCACUCCCCUCCUCCUCUCUCUCCUCCUCUCUCUCCUCCUCUCUCUCCUCCUCUCUCUCCUCUCCGCCUCUCCCGCGUGACUAUAACGAAGCCACUGCUGCCAGCUGUGCCCUGUGGCUGAGACGAGUUUAUGAUGAGGUGUCAGAGCAGCGCUCCACUCUCAGCAAGAUCUGUCCGCUGCUAUUAGCAGACUACAUCAUCGCCAUCACCACCACCGCCACUGUCACCACCGCUACACCCACCACUCCCGCAGCAGCACUGCUUCAGCAGCUUCAGUCGCCUUUCACCACUGCUAGCUUCGAUCCCAGCAGCCCUAGUGCUGGUGUUGGUCAGCGGAGCAGCCAACAGCAGCAGCAGCAGCAGGUUAUUGGGUUGCCCAGCACUGUGGAGGCAGCGUUGGAACCAGGAGCAUUCGCGCUCAUGGAUGUGUGCGCCCCGCACGACCUGCAGUUCCUGCACAUGGCGCUCGGAUCUGGUCACUCCCAAAGGGCUGCUCUGGCCCGUUUGAAGCAGAGUUACGACGAAUCUUACAAGUACGAGGGCAAGGUGUAG